AUGGAGGAUCCUAUCCUGCCACCACCCAACGCCAUUCUGUAUAAGCUUCCAAUCGAACUGAUCCAAAUGUGUACCGGACUCAUGGAUUCCAAGACCUUUGUCUCUUUCAGAGGCACAUGCACAGCGCUCAAGGCGAUCCUCCUGGAAGAGUACAAAGCGCGAAUGCUGAAGCAUGCGACGACUCCCUCGCCCCAUAGUGAGCAGGGCUAUUGGAGUAUCCGGGUUUCUAUGCACAGCUGCAAAAUCCUCAGGUCCUAUCUAGAGUCAGGCGUGGAUCCUAAUAUGUUUAUCCUCGAUCGCUGGCAAACUAGUAGUAUGCCCCUACAGCGACGGCUAGUAUCAGCAGCGGUUCAUGACGGUCACUACGAUGCGGCCGAGCUGCUGUUGGAAAAGGGAGCGGACAUCCACAUGCCCCCUACUAAAUACCGGAUUGACCGAACCAGCAAGGCAGUCCGAAGGUCUUCAGGCAUUGGACUGUCUGGACAGAUCGGGGCGACCUUUUCAAGCCCUCAUAUCUUUGGGAUUCUCUGUGAGCAUAAAGAUGGUGUUGCCCUGUUCGAGCGGGUGCUCGAAACUGGAGUCGAUAUCAAUCAUGUGUAUCCGCGUGAUUGGUGGACGGGAAUGCUCGAUUUGGAUCUGGAAGAGGUCACGGUCCUGCAUCUCGCGACCGCGGUUGGCUCUCCAGGCAUGCUGGGUCUUAUUUUUUGA
This is a messenger RNA of Aspergillus ibericus CBS 121593, 708 nucleotides long. RefSeq lists its product as uncharacterized. The record is from RefSeq and is a predicted model, not a curated record. NCBI's taxonomy places the organism in Eukaryota, Fungi, Ascomycota, Eurotiomycetes, Eurotiales, Aspergillaceae. Gene Ontology annotation, molecular function: protein binding. The coding region runs from base 1 to 708 and encodes 235 amino acids. The transcript is spliced from 2 exons.